This is a messenger RNA of Actinia tenebrosa (Australian red waratah sea anemone), 1136 nucleotides long. Its product is annotated as hemicentin-1. NCBI's taxonomy places the organism in Eukaryota, Metazoa, Cnidaria, Anthozoa, Actiniaria, Actiniidae. The record is from RefSeq and is a predicted model, not a curated record. Gene Ontology annotation, cellular component: cell-cell junction; plasma membrane. Gene Ontology annotation, molecular function: cell adhesion molecule binding. Gene Ontology annotation, biological process: cell-cell adhesion.
UUUGCGCUCAUUCGAAGCUUGAUUUAGAAGUCGUUCCAUGACAAUUUCGCUUAUCUAUACUCUGUGUGGUCUCUGUAUAGCCAUCUAGAUAGCAUAUAGAAGACUUGAAUAUCCGAGGUUGCAGUAGUGCUGAGGAUUCUGUUGUAAAAGACACAUUAUUUUAUGACCGUGAAGAAUGAACGCAAAUCAAAGUAACAUUUUUUAAAUGAAAGCCUAUGCUAGUCACGUGCAUGCAAUACAAAGUAUUGUAUUGUAAGUGCGUUCCUCAAAUCGCAUGCAACAAACUGGUCGCAACCAAUAGUUAUAAGAAAUAUAAUGGUUCAAACAUGGGUCCAAAGAAUAGUCCAAGAGUCCAGGGUUCAAGAGUCCAAGAGUCCAGUCCAUGUUUUACCCUAUGCCUAUCCAGUUGCGUUACACAGGCUAUUAGACAGGAAGCACAAUUGAAUAUAUUAUGUUAAGUAACACCAGAUCAUCAAUGAAAACGACAGCGUGUUUUUGUUUCAACAUAUAGGAAUUUUCUGUUGAAAGCAAUUGAAUUACGUACAAAUCUGACUUAUGUCCGCUUUUCAAUAAUGGAAUUUUUCGUAUUAGUCUUCAUUUCUACUUUGCUCUUUCAUUCGUCAGAUGCUGGAUCAUUCACUUGGCUACGUUCGGACGAUACAGUGAAUGUUGUUGAAGGUGGAACGGCAAAGCUCAACUGGAGUGUUCGUACUGGUGCUGGUAAUACAUGGGCAGCAGUGAAGAUCACAAGGAGCGUUUCAAACGUUGCUGGUCCAGGAGACGUCGACGUGAUAAGAAGAAAGCCGUCUGGUGUAGAGAUACUGCUACCCGAACGAGGUAUUGACAUGGACCUAGAUGUUCAAGCGAAUUUGAAUGUCUUGAAUGUUACUUUUACACUUCGUAAUCUAUCAAGGAAAACUGACGAGAUGUAUUACAGAAUAUUAGUGGUCGACAAUGACUAUGACACUAGUUUUUUGAGAUACACAAAGCUGAUCGUGGAUGGUAAUUAAAGGAGACUCUGGAAGUCUGAAGCUCCAAUGACCUACAAUAUAAAUGAAUAUAAAUUUUACAAUUUAAAUGAAUAUACCCUGUUUUUCUGAAUAUGCUUCAUGUUUUUAUUGGGAAACAAUACUUCC